Glycine soja is the source of this 2308-nucleotide messenger RNA. RefSeq lists its product as uncharacterized. The record is from RefSeq and is a predicted model, not a curated record. Bases 845 to 1789 code for a protein of 314 amino acids. The transcript has 6 exons. NCBI's taxonomy places the organism in Eukaryota, Viridiplantae, Streptophyta, Magnoliopsida, Fabales, Fabaceae.
AUUUCAUAGAGUGAGACGGACUAUUUGAAGAGAUGGGUGAAUCUCAUAAAUGUUAUAAAUCUUGUAUUCUGAUGCUUUAAUUAUGGCUAUGCAUAAUUCAUAAUCUCCAUCUAUCUAUCUAUCUCCUCUGCUACUACUCACUCACUCAUCACAACUAAACCGAAGAUCGAGUUCUUCUCUUGUUUGUAAAUUUCCGAUACAUCUUUGUACUCUCUGACCUUGUCCAUGAUCUUUUCUUACCCGUGUCUUUUUUCAUUUUUAAGGUGACUAUGUGGCUUUGUUUGUGUGCUUUGAUUUAAUCUCAAGAUACAAGGUUGAAGCGUGAGUGUGUUAUUGUUAAUUAUCUCCUGAGAAGUGUGUAUCUUAAACGUUGAACAAAGCAGUCUUGUCUUGGGUUUUCUUCAAGGCUUGGUUUUACAGCGAAAGAGAGAGAAAAAUAGCCUUGUUUCUUUGCAUAAGAAUCUGUCUCCCCCCGUGUGAAGGUGUUGAAUUUGCAACAUUGUUGAUUGAGGAGAGAAGGAAAAAGACAUGGGAGAGAUAUAAAAUAAAAAAGUGAAGGGUAUUGAGAUUUUGCGGGAAAUUCGGUGUCCUAACGUCAAAAAAUAGAAGUCUUUCAUUGUGGGGGAAACGAUUUGCAUUUUCGAUUCUCUUUCAAAGGCUAAAUUGCAAUCCCCACAAUCUCUCUCUCUCUCACCCUUUUUUUUUUUUUUUUUGUUUUCUUCCCCAUCUGGGUGGUUCCCUCUGUUUUUCAGGGUAGGGAGAGAAGCUAAAAACUCCAUCUUCCCUCCCCUCUCUCUCCCUCUCUCUCCCUCUCUCUCUGUCUCUAUCUUCUCUCUAUCAAAAAAUGAUUUUUAAUAAAGGGUCAAUGCAUUCUAACCUUGACUGUUUCGUACGGUGUACCACACCUGUGGUUCAAUCUCAGUUUCUUCCCAAGUCCGAGAUUACAAGCCUUAACCGUUUGUGGCAACCGUGGGAGAGAGAAAGCGUGGAAUAUUUCACGUUGGGGGAUCUUUGGAAUUGCUACGACGAAUGGAGUGCUUAUGGAGCAGGAGUUCCCAUUACCUUGACAAGUGGAGAAACACUUGUGCAGUACUAUGUGCCUUAUCUCUCCGCAAUUCAGAUAUUCACUAGCAACAGUUUCAGGGAAGAGACUGAAUCAGGUGACUGUGAAACAAGGGAUUCCUAUAGUGAUUCUUUCAGCGAUGAGAGUGAGUGUGACAAGUUAUGGAGGUGGGAUGGAACUUCCUCAGAAGAAGGAGGCUCUGAGCAAGAUUGUCUCUGGCAUUUCAAUGACAGAUUGGGUCACCUUUAUUGCCAAUAUUUUGAAAGAGCAACUCCAUAUGGAAGAGUUCCUCUCAUGGAUAAGAUUACUGGAUUAGCACAAAGAUACCCAGGGUUGAUGUCAUUAAGAAGUGUUGAUCUUUCGCCAGCAAGUUGGAUGGCCGUUGCGUGGUACCCAAUAUAUCAUAUCCCCAUGGGAAGAACAAUUAAAGAUCUUUCUACAUGCUUCCUCACUUAUCACACGCUUUCAUCUUCAUUUCAAGGCAUGGACCUUGAUGAUGACAUAGAGGGUGGCCACGAGAAGAAAAAGGAAGGGGAAGGCAUAGCACUGCCAGCAUUUGGUUUGGCAACUUACAAAAUGCAAGGGGGAAACGUGUGGGUCGCAGGAAAUCGUGGUCGGGACCAAGAAAGGCUAUUGUCACUAUUGAGUGUGGCAGAUUCAUGGUUGAAGCAACUAAGGGUCCAGCAUCAUGACUUUAAUCACUUCGUGGGCAUUCGGCACGGCUAAAAACAAAAUAAUCCACUACUCUACAAAAGAGUUCGCACUUGCAAAGCUACAAAAUCAUCCUUUUCUCGGAUCUUUGGUUUUUUAUGUGCGCUUUCUUGGACCAUUAAUUGCACCUUUUUUUUCUUUUCUUUUCUUCUUUUCUCUUGAGGGGGAGUGUGAGAAAUGAGGAUAUAUAUAUAUAUACGUAUGUAGUAGUAGUUGUUGGUCUUUAACCCUUGAGGCAUUUAAGGACCAAAAACCCUUGUUAAGUUUCAACCAAGCAAAAAGGGUGUGCGUGUGUGAAUUGACUCCUUUCAACAGCCUCUCAUCAAGAAGAGGUAAUUGUAUGUAGAGAGAUAGGUGGGGGAGGUCAGAGGGAAAGAAGUGAGUAUAUUGUGUAUUGAUCAUAAUGGUUAAUGGAUGUCACAAAUGAUGUAGAAUCAGGUUGCACAUUUUUGCCAAUUUUUUUUCUUUGUGUCUUGUUACCGGUUCCCACCGGCUUUUGCUUGCAAUAGUUAAUUAAGCACCCCUCUAGACCAA